This is a messenger RNA of Bursaphelenchus okinawaensis, 5795 nucleotides long. Lineage: Eukaryota; Metazoa; Nematoda; Chromadorea; Rhabditida; Aphelenchoididae. The record is from the annotation of a GenBank genome assembly.
AUGCUACAAAAACCACUACGAACAUUACCUCUACCUUUAAUAUACAGUACCUUUUACCUAACUACAGUACUAAUACUAUUAAGCACAAAUACAGUCAAUUCACAAUCAAUACGGUCGAUAAAUGCAGUCGUAUUCAAUGUCGGUCGAAAUCAUUCCACAUUAGUGUUCCCUACCACAACCACACCCACACCCUCGGAUUUUACGGGUGAAACGUGCUGGGAUAGUAAACCAUGCAAACCGGGGGUGAUAUUACCGGUAUGGCAGCCUCAGGUGGGUAAAAUACGUCUUCAUUAGCACUAUCUAAUGAAAUGGCAAGAACUUUCUUUACAAAGCAAAAAAUGGCAAGAACUUUCUUUACAAAGCAAAAAAUGGCAAGAACUUUCUUUACAAAAUAAAAAAUGGCAGAAACUUUCUUUAGAAAAGAAAAAAUGGCAAGAACUUUCUUUACAAAACGAAAAAUGGCAAGAACUUUCUUUACAAGACAAAAAAUGGCAAGAAAUUUGUUUAGAAAACAAAAAAUGACAAGAACUUUCUUUACAAAACGUAAAAUUGUAAAAACUUUCUUUACAAAACAUUUUUUAUUUCAGGAAGGUCUAACAACAUUCGACCGCUGUCUCCGAGCCUUUAUCUACUUCUUAUCAUUGGCCUAUCUUUUCUAUGGCGUCUCCAUCGUAUCUGACCGGUAAGUAAAGCUAAAAAUUUCGUAAAACUGUUUAUAUUUUUUCAUUUUUUGUUAAAUUUUAAAACUUUUAAAAUUUUGAAAUAAGCGUUUUGUACCACACAUAAUAAUGUAGGUUUAGACAGGGUUUGGUUAAGAUAUGACAGUUAAUAAAAAAGUUACAGCCCUUUAAAAAUGCAAAAUGUCCAGUAGUUUCCAGGCGGAUUCGAACUUUUUUGAAUUUUCGACAUUUGCAAAUGACUAUAACCUUGCCAAAGGUUAAAUUACCAAUUUAAAACUUUUAAUAGCAAAUAGCGUGACUUUCAAUGCUGUAUCUGCUUAACACAACAAUUUUUAAGUUAUAUAAUAUAAGUAAUGGCAUUAACAACCUGAUCUCUUCAGAUUCAUGGCCGCAAUAGAAGUGAUAACAUCGCAAGAGAAAGCUGUAAAAAUAAAAAAACCGAAUGGUCAAGAAACCAUGGUAUUAGUCCGAGUAUGGAACGAAACUGUGUCCAACUUGACCUUAAUGGCACUCGGUUCAUCUGCACCUGAGAUAUUGCUGAGUGUCAUUGAGAUCUUUGGUAAUAAAUUUGAAGCUGGCGACUUGGGCCCUUCUACUAUUGUUGGUUCAGCCGCUUUCAAUCUGUUUAUCAUCAUCGCUGUUUGCAUUUUGGUAGGUUUUUUGAAGUUUUGAAAAAAAAAUUUUUUUUAGUUUUUUUUUUUGCAUAAACCAGGAUUUUUAGACGAAUACCAAAAACUUUAUUUCCAGGCAGUCCCAUCAUCUGAAAUUCGAAAAGUCCAUCGAGUCGAUGUUUUCUGGGUCACUGUAGCAUGGUCCACCUUUGCCUAUAUCUGGUUAUUCGCCAUCAUUUCCGUAUUUUCGCCUGGAGUCGUCGAAGUUUGGGAAGCGGUUGUGACCUUCUUAUGCUUCCCUCUUACCGUACUAACAGCUUUUAUUUGUAACAAACAUGCUCACAGUAUGGGUCAACGGUUACUGCGUGGUAACAUGACAUCGUUUGUCAAGAAUCGGCCAAAUCGAUUGGGUAAUGGCGACAAAAAGAAUGGAUUGAUUAAUGGCAAUGGCGAUGUCGAGUAGGUUUUUGUAGAUUGUUUUAAAAAAAGCAGUUAAAAUUAGUACUGUUAGGACCAAGCAGAUCUAUUACUAAUUAGAUUACUUUCUUCACAUUCUUGUUUAGAAUCUGAACUAAAAAAAAUCAACAGAAUAUUGACUUAACUUUAAGAUAUUUCAUUUUUGAGUCCUGAAACAAUUGCAAUUGUCAAAGAGUGAUCACGUAUUUUACAUUCUGUACACUAUUUUUGAGCUUCUAAACACAAAAAAAACAAAAUAAUAUUAUAAUAUAUUACUUUUGAGAUACGUGAUGUUGAAGUUCCUACUCGUUGAAUAUUAUUCAAUUUUGAAGAGAUGAAGUAGUUUAUGCACAACUCUGGCUGAAUAUACCUGUCCUUUUACUUCUAGACUCAAGAAAACCAAAUUUUAACUUACGUUUGAGGCAUUUGAUGUUAAGUUUCAUGAAACAGCUUUCAAAACAAACAACAUCUUUAUCAAUGCCCUUUGAAUCUCUUUUCAAUGUUUAGAAACCUUUUGGUCGUUGUUUCAGGACUAGAGGAAUCAACUUUGAAGUCCAUUAAAAUAUACUUCAAUUUCUCUAAACUUUUUUCAACUUCUAAACACAAAGAAAUUCAAGGAAUAUUAACCUACCGUUGAAAUAUUCGAUGUUAAGGUCCUAAAACAGCUCUCAAAACAAGCAAAGUCUUUCUCAAUAUCCUUUCAAUCGUUCUCCAAAUUCUCUACUUUCAUCUUCAGCUUCUAAACACGAAACAUUCAAAGAAUAUUAACUUACCUUUGAGAUGUUUGAUGUCUCACGGUCUUUGUUACCUAAAUCCGACGAAUUUCGAUCAGUUUAGGCAUUGAUUUUAUCUCUAAAUUAUUUUAAACAGCCUGAAAAUCAAAUUAGUAUAAAGAACAACUUAAAAUAAGUUAAGAACUCGCAAAACUAAAGCAGCUGAUCGUUAUUGACAGGUCUUCGACAGGUAAAAUAAGGUUUCAAAGAAUAAUUUAUUUUUCGGCCGAUAAAUACUGGGCGCGGCUUGAAGUUGCGUCUUGGCGGGUUGGAGAAAGAUUUUUAGCGGGUGGAAGAAAGACUAAUUUUUAAAACUUCAAAUUUCUCAUCUUUAAUUUAACUUUUGGGCCUUUUAACAUAAAAAAUAGGUUUUAAAAACUAAUGUUAACAUUUCAGAAAAGCCUUGCUUGGCCCCUCACCAAAAGACGCUGAUGUAGCCGCCUUCGAAGACCAUCGUCGUCAAUACCUCGAGAUGUUCCGCCGAUUGCGAGCCGAAAACCCGGACUUAUCAAUAGAAGAGCUGGAAAAGCUGGCUACAGAAUCCGUGGUAAAAGCCCAGCCAAAGUCUCGGGCCUUCUACCGAAUCCAGGCUACACAUAAGAUGAUGGGCGCUGGAGAUUUGACCAAGAAAUUGAGAAAAAAGUCGGUAGAACCAGAUUCCCCACCUUUCAUGCCUCAGAAGCCAAAAAUGGUGAUUGUGGAGUUUGACCCAGCCAACUAUAUGUGUUUGGAGAACAUUGGUGAAGUUGAGGUUAAGGUGCGAUGUGAUCGAGGAUCAUUCAGUGUUCCUACUGUGGUCACGGUCGAUUACCAUACUGUGGCGGAUUCGGCUCAGGAGUACGACGAUUUUAUGCCUGUUAAGGGGACUUUGAAGUUUGAACCUGAUGAAACUAUGUGAGUUUUUUAGAUUUAUCUUACUCUAUCAUAUCUUACUUUACGCUACCCUUACUUACCCUAAUCUACUCUACCCUUUCAGUAAAACAAUAUCGAUUCCGAUAGUGGACAACGACGUCUACGAAGAAGACGAGCAAUUCUUCGUUCAGUUGACCAACCUCAACGCCUCCUUCGAGUCUAAUGAAGAUCAGAAAGUGCCAUCUCAAAUUGGCAAGGCUUCCAUGGCGACCGUGCUGGUCGUGGACGAUGAUCACGGUGGAGCUUUCUCCUUCGAAUCCGAGGUGUUCAAGGUCGCAGAGAACGCUGGAGUACUAAUCCUUGACGUGAAGAGACAUCGUGGUGCACGUGGUGCAGUUUCCUUGCCAUUCCGGACUAUUGAUGGUGCUGCCAAGGAUGGUCAGGACUAUAUUGGUCAAGCUGGCGAGCUUCGCUUUCAAGAUGGUCAAACUAAGGCUGAGAUUGAGAUAGAGAUCAUCAAUGAUGAUGAAUAUGAGAAGACUGAGGACUUCUUUGUGGAGUUGGAGGCACCACAAUGGCAUGUGAAGAAUCAGGAAGGACAGGAUGGUGCUGAUGGUCGGCCAGUACUGGGGGCUCAUACUCGAUGCAAGGUUUUGAUCACUGAAGAUAAAGAGUUUAAGGUAAGAGGUUUGUAAUGAAAGUUCUUGCCAUUUUGGGUUUUGUAAAGAAAGUUCUUGCCAUUUUUUAAAACGAAAAACAAUAAAAUGCCAUUCUUUUUCAGAGUUUUGUUGAUAAAAUGCUAACAAACGCCAACACCUUGGCUAUGGUUGGAUCUUCGUCAUGGCGACAACAGUUCUCUGAUGCUAUGGAGAUUGAAGACUUGGAUGGAGAUGGUUCUUUAAGUAAUCGUGAAGUCGUUCUACAUUACUUUUCGUUGCCAUGGAAGCUAUUGUUUGCGUUGAUACCUCCUACUGAUUACUUUAAUGGUAAGACUGUUCUGCUUUGCCUUGUCCUGGCCUUGCCCUGGCCUUUCCCUGGCCUUUCCUUGGCUUUGCCCUGUCAUUGAGCUGCCUUUGCCCUGCCUUUGUCUUGCUUUUGCCCUUUCUUUGCCCUACCUUUGUUCUGCCUUUGCCCUGCAUUUGCCCUGCUUUUGCCCUGCUUUUCCCUGUUUUUGCCCUGCCUUUGCUCUGCAUUUGCCCUGCCUUUGCAUUUCCUUUACCCUGCCUUUGCCUUGCCUUUGCUCUGCCUUGCCUUGCUUUGCCCAUCUUUUGCUCUGCCUUUGUCCUGCCUUUGCUUUGCCUCUACCAUAGCUUAUCUUACAUACCCUACAGUAACCUUACUAGAAUAUAAAACAUUUUUUAGGCUGGUUAUGCUUCAUUGUAUCAAUCUUUUCCAUUGGAGUACUGACGGCAUUUAUUGGUGAUGUAGCAGCCAUGUUUGGAUGUUCAAUUGGACUGAAAGACUCGAUUACAGCCAUUUCUAUUGUGGCUCUUGGCACUAGCUUACCUGGUAUGUUACAUUUUUUCACUUUUUUUCAAAAUUAUUUUUUAAUCGUUUUUUUUUGUUUUUUUUUGUUGAUUGUCACUGUAGCAGAAUGUCAAAAAAAAUCGAUAACGAAGUGUCAAAAACACAAAAAUCAAAAAAUAUUAACGAGGGAAAGAAUUGUCGUUUUUGGCUUUGAAGGUUCGUGUAAAAUGACGACAAGACGUUUUUUAAUGAUUUUAUAUGACAUUUUUGACACUUCGCUAUCGAUUGUUUUAUUUUUGACGUUUUGUUAUUGAUUUUUGAAUUUUUGACACUUUGUUAUCGAUUUUUAAUACUUUUGUUGUUUCAUUGAUUUUUUAAAUUUUAGUCGUUUUGUCUUUAUUUUUUUACAUUUUUGACAUUUCGUUAUUGAUUUUUUUUUAUUUUUGACAUUUUGUUAUUGGUUUUUUAUUUUUUAUUAUUUCUUAUUGGUUUUUGCAUUUUUGACAUUUUGUUGUCAAUUUUAUCAAAUUUUAAAAUUUUUUAUUGAUUUUACAAUAUUUAUCUUCUCCUUUUCAGACACAUUCGCCUCAAUAACCUCGGCCAAGAUGGACAACACCGCCGACUCUUCAAUAGGCAACGUCACCGGCUCAAACGCUGUUAAUGUCUUCCUAGGUAUUGGCAUCGCUUGGCUUUGUGCGGCAGUUUACCACGCCCAAAAUGGCACUCAAUUCAAGGUUGAGGCAGGCACAUUGGCUUCAAGUGUUACCUUGUUCUUGAUCGGUUCCAUUGUAUGUUUUGCAACGUUGCAAUGGAGAAGAUAUCAUAGCCAAGUGAGAGGUGAGCUUGGCGGUCCAAAGAAGUAUAAGCUGAUCGCAACAGCCAUCUUUAUUGGAUGUUGGCUAUUGUACUUGUUCUUUAGUACGUUGGUCGCUUAUUGUAUUAUUCCUGGAUUUUAA